Exophiala dermatitidis NIH/UT8656 is the source of this 981-nucleotide messenger RNA. RefSeq lists its product as uncharacterized. The record is from RefSeq and is a predicted model, not a curated record. The transcript has a single exon. Gene Ontology annotation, molecular function: protein binding. NCBI's taxonomy places the organism in Eukaryota, Fungi, Ascomycota, Eurotiomycetes, Chaetothyriales, Herpotrichiellaceae. Bases 1 to 981 code for a protein of 326 amino acids.
AUGGAGAAGAGAACCAGAGCCUGGAAUUAUGAUGAGCAGGACCGUCUGGUUCUCUUUCGGAUCCCGCAAAAGGUAGGUAAACUGAGUACAGCAGUGUUAUCUUUUACAACCAAGGAAUGGCCGCCUAACUCUGGAGUUAUGGCGCAGGUUGACCUAGGUCUGGCCUCCUCUGGCAAUGUCAAGACGAAUCCUGCUCUCAACGAUGAUGGCCAGGUCUUGCCCGACGCGGCGACGACCGCCAUUCGUGCCCCUGGUCGAGGCAGCAUGACAAAGUUACCUGCCGAAGUGGUCCAUGCAAUUGCCGAAUACCUCCAUCCCAUCGACCGGGUCUGUGUGGCCUUGACAUGCAAGAAUCUGGCCAGGGCGAUGGUCUCUGCACCUCGUCUCACCGAACAGACAUGGCGCCCGUUUGCCUCCCCCUUCGGCAAACGUCCCGUCGCAAAUACUCUCGUCAUUCGGCUAGCUCAUGGAUGGCUCCCCAAGGACAAGAUGCGUUAUUGCUGUGAAUGUGACAAGAUCCUGCCGCGUGACGAAACCUACUUUCGCAAGAGGCUGGCAUACAAGAAGAGGCCUGGGUGGCUCCGCGAGGUGGAUUGCUCCAAACAAGACUGGGACAAAAUGAGCACGAAGGCCAAAUACGAGCACCUCGUCAGAAUAUGGUGCAGCUCAAAGGCGGCCGACAGCAGCGGGUUGUUUUGUGAGACGUGUCGAGGCGAAAACUUUGCACCUGGCUGCUAUGAGGGUGGGAAUGUCGUCGCCUGCCCACUCUAUCUAGAAGAAGGGUUGACAAGUGAUGGCCUUCGCUCACCAACGAGAUUGGGAAAGAUUUAUAACUCCGCCAAAUUGGGUCGCAGAGCUAUCAUUUGGAUCCUGGAUCAUGCAUUUUGUCUACUGUUGUGUUGCUCUACGGCUAUCAACUCUGUGUGUGAUCAGUGCCGUCGAUGCUGGAGGGCCAUACGCUGGAACGAUGUGCGUCAAUGA